Messenger RNA from Calidris pugnax (ruff), 1185 nucleotides. Its product is annotated as butyrophilin subfamily 1 member A1-like. Lineage: Eukaryota; Metazoa; Chordata; Aves; Charadriiformes; Scolopacidae. The transcript is spliced from 10 exons. The coding region runs from base 1 to 1185 and encodes 394 amino acids. The record is from RefSeq and is a predicted model, not a curated record.
AUGGGGUUCCUGGCAAGCCCAUGGGGCCUCCUCAUUCAUUUCCUGACUCUGCACCUCCUCCAGCUGGGAUCAGCGGACUUCAGAGUGGUGGGACCAAGGCGACCUCUCCUUGCCACUGUGGGGCAGGACGUCGUUCUGCCCUGUCACUUGUCCCCACGCAUGGAUGCUCGAAGCUUGGAGAUCAGGUGGAUCCGGCACAAGCUCUCUGAAACGGUGCACCUCUACCAACACAGAGAGGACCAGUAUGGCGAGCAGAUGAAGGAAUAUGCUCGAAGGACAGAGUUGGCCAGAGAUGGUCUCUCCAGUGGGAUCCUGGACUUGCGAAUCUCUGGGUUGAGACCCUCUGAUGAUGGCCAGUACGUCUGCACUGUGCGAGAUGCUGCCUCUUAUGGAGAUGCUACAGUGGAGCUGGAGGUGGCAGCCUUGGGCUCUGUCCCUCUCCUCUCUCUGGAGGCUUACGAGGAUGGAGGCAUCCGGGUGGUGUGUCGAUCAGCCGGCUGGUACCCAUCACCGCACGUGCUGUGGAAGGAUGGCAGCGGGCAGCAUCUCCCCUCGGUCUCCCAGAGACGUUCCCCUGAUGAGAGGGGCCUCUUUGAGAUCACAGAUGUCAUCAUUGUGAGCGGGAAGGGAGAUGGGAAGGUGUCGUGCGUGGUGAGGAACAGCCGCCUGGAGCAGGAGCAAGCGUCAUCCCUGCACAUCUCAGCUCCCUUUUUCCACAAUGCCCAUCCCUGGAUGGCAGCUCUGGUUGUGUUCCUCCUGCUUUCUGUGGUGUCAACUGCCCUCAGUGCUUACCUCUUCCGAAGGAAAGUGGUGCAGUCCCGAGCGCUGGGGAAACGAGAUGCAGAACUGGAGGAACAAGCUGCACUGUUGGCUUGGAGAAAGUUUCUGCUUCCUGAAAAUCCAGACGUGGUGACCCUGGAUCCAAACACGGCUCAUUGUGGACUUGUCCUUUCGGAGGAUUUGAGAAGUGUGAAACGUGGACCCACGCGGCAGAACCUGCCUGACACCCCCGAGAAAUUUAGUUCUUCGCCCUGUGUGCUGGGCCAGGAGAGGUUCCGGGAGGGGAGGCACUGCUGGGAGGUGGAGGUGAAGGGGGAGGAACCCCUCUUGGACCCCCUGGAACCUCUUGCAACCCCGGAAUCCUUUGCAUCCCCUGGGCUCUGCCUGACACCGUACUCACCGUGA